AUGACGACGACACGGAAGAGAAGAGGACGAGGAAAUGAUGGAAAAUGUCGACGCUUCUUCGUUUCCUGGUGGUGUCGUGUACUUCUUCUUCUUCUUCUUCUUCUUGGUGGUGGUGGUGUCGCAGCCGAGGAGGAGAACGACGAGGAGGCGAAACAACGACGAUCGAAACUGUACGCGUUGAAAGUGAAAUCGAUGUUCGAACACGCGUUCGAAGGGUACAAAACGUUCGCCUUCCCCGCGGACGAGUUAAAGCCAGUCUCAAAAUCAAAGACGAACUCUUUGCAAGAGUUGGGCGCAAACGCGCAAGAUCAGAAACAUUUUAAGAAAGAGUACGAUGGGUUAGCGAUGAGUUUAAUCGAGAGUUUGAGCACAUUAGCGGUGAUGGGGAAUAGCACGAAGUUUACGAAAAGCAUCGAUUGGUUGUCGAAACAUUGGCCGGAGCGGUUGGAGAGGAACUAUAAGGACUUGCGGGUGAACGUGUUCGAGGCGAAUAUUAGAAUUUUAGGCGGGCUUUUGUCCGGACACGUCUUAGCCGGUGGGAACGAAGGACUGAGAAAAUGGAGCAAAGAAAUGUACGGAGAAGCGUCGAUGUCGGCGUCUUUUAAUUCCGUGUGUUUCGGUAACGUCGGAGAGGAAGGGAUGUAUAAAAACGGCGAGAGGAGAGAGUACGACGGGUCGUUGUUACGAAUGGCGAGGACGUUCGGUGAGAUGCUUUUAAAAUCGUUCGAGGAAGACGAUGUGAAUAAGGUGAAUAGAAAGGUAAAGAAAACAAAGUUACCGUACGGAUGGGUGAAUUUAGAGCACGGGCCAGUGAGAGAAAAGCCAAACACGAACGUCGCGGCGAUUGGGACGUUGGCGUUAGAGUUUGGGACGUUGAGUCGAUUAACUGGAGAUAAAAGGUUUGAAGAGAAGGCGAAAGAGGCAAUGGUAGAUGUAUGGAGUCGCAGAAAUGUCAGGACGAACUUGUUAGGGUCUAUUAUUAACGUUGAGACGGGUAAGUGGAUCGAUUCUGUCGGCGGUAUUGGCGCGAACGGCGAUUCGUUCCACGAAUACGCGUUGAAAAGUUACCUCAUGUUUGGCGACGAAGAAUACCUGGAAAUUUUCGUGCCAGCGUAUAAAGCGGUGAUGAGGUAUUACCAUAAAUCAAGCGGAUGGUUUACCGACGCCGAAAUGAAUACUGGGGACGAUCGACAUCAUCAAUUGACGGCGUUACAAAAAUUCUGGCCGGGACUACAAGCCAUGAUUGGCGACGUCGAUCGCGCUCGGUCUUCGCACACGUUAAUGAUGAACGUCUGGGUGAAAUACGGCAUGUCCCCGGAAAGAUACAUGAUCGCUGAUGACGUUUUACACUCGACUGAACGAGGGUACCAUCUUCGACCGGAGUUAUCGGAAUCGACGUCGUUUUUGUAUAAAGCGACGCAGGAUAAGCGAUACUUGAGAGACGGAAGGAUUAUCGUGGAAGAUCUAAUCAAGCACUCGAAAGUUCCGGGUGGGUUUACAAACGUCGACGACGCUCUGACGAAGGAAAAAGGCGAUCACAUGCCGUCGUAUUUUCUCAGUGAAACGUUGAAGUAUUUGUACUUGUUGUUUACCGAUUUUCAGUUUUUCAAAGUCGACGGGUGGAGCCGAGAUAGUCAGACCCCGACGAGCAAAGAGAUUGUGUUUACCACAGAAGGGCAUCUGUUGCCGGCGUAUCGAACGUGUCCGUACAUACAAGACGAAUCGAAUAAUGUGGAAAAUGUGGUCGAGAAACGAGCUCGAGAAGUGGGCAUUCGUUUGGGUUUCUUUGCGAAAACAAAAAAAGGAGGAGAGAAUCUCGAGAAGAGAGCACCGGUAGAAUCCGACGGGUGGGGAAUAGUAAAUCAAAUCGAACAAGGCGAAGACGAUGCAACGCAAACCGUGUUAAAAACGCUGGCAAAAAUUGCUGAAGCUAACAGCGCACGCGAAGAGAAACGCGUGAAGCAAAGAGAAGAGCGUAAAUUAAUGGGCGCUGAGGGAGAGUAUGAGUGGUCGGAUUGGGAUGACGACGACGAAGAUGAACAAGAAGGAGGAGAGAAAGGAGAAGGGCACGCAAUUCCCGACGAACCCGAAGUUCGAAUCAUUGGAUCAGACGACGAUAGUAAAUCGCCGGAAGAGCGCGAAAAAGCUCGAAAAAUUCGCGACGCGAUCUUGAAUCACAUAGAAGAGCAACAACGGGAGGUUCUAAAGAAACGAGAGGAGGAACAAAAGCUCUUAGAAGAACAACGAUUGGAGCAAGAACAAAAAGCGCAAGAGAAAGAGGAGAAACGCAAACUGCAAACGGAAAAGCGACAGGAGCAGGAGCUUCGAUUUCAGAGACAACAAUUGCAGGAGCAGAAAGCAAAGUUGGAGAUGGAGGAGUAUCAAAAGAGCGUACCGUAUUCGCAUCAAUUUUUGUACCGAGCGGAUGUUCGCGAGAGGUUUAAGAAAACAAAAGGAACGGACUCGGCUUGUCACGUAUUGGAUGAGAACACGGACCACAGCUGCACGAUGAUACUAGAGUGCGGCGUCAAUCCAACCUUGUGCUCGCAACGCGUCUGCGACUCGUCUCUUGGAUCUUGCGUGUAG
Bathycoccus prasinos is the source of this 2586-nucleotide messenger RNA. RefSeq lists its product with no specific name. Gene Ontology annotation, biological process: mannose trimming involved in glycoprotein ERAD pathway; carbohydrate metabolic process; endoplasmic reticulum mannose trimming. Bases 1 to 2586 code for a protein of 861 amino acids. The record is from RefSeq and is a predicted model, not a curated record. Gene Ontology annotation, cellular component: endoplasmic reticulum; membrane. Gene Ontology annotation, molecular function: calcium ion binding; mannosyl-oligosaccharide 1,2-alpha-mannosidase activity. The transcript has a single exon. Lineage: Eukaryota; Viridiplantae; Chlorophyta; Mamiellophyceae; Mamiellales; Bathycoccaceae.